CUUCAAGCUAAAAUCACUCAUCCCGACAAUGGCUUCUUCUACUACUACUCUACCAUUAUGCACCAACAAAACCCUCUCUUCUUCCUUCACCAACACAUCUUUCGUAGCAAAACCCUCCCAGCUUUUCCUCCAUGGAAGGCGUAGUCAAAGUUUCAAGGUUUCAUGCAACGCCAACAACUCUGGCGAGCAUGAAAAGAACCUUGAUGGUGUUGAUAGGAGAAAUGUGCUUCUUGGUUUAGGAGGGCUCUAUGGUGCUGCUAAUCUUGCACCAUUAGCCACUGCUUCUCCUAUACCACCCCCUGAUCUCAAAUCUUGUAGUAGAGCUCAUAUAAAUGACAAAGAGGAGGUGUCAUACAGUUGUUGCCCUCCUAAACCUGAAGAUUUGGACAGCGUUCCAUAUUACAAGUUCCCUUCUAUGACUAAACUCCGUAUCCGUCCGCCUGCUCAUGCUGCCGAUGAGGAGUACAUUGCCAAGUACCAAUUGGCCACUAGCCGAAUGAGGGAACUUGACAAAGACCCUUUUGACCCUCUUGGGUUCAAGCAACAAGCCAAUAUCCAUUGUGCUUACUGCAAUGGUGCUUACAAAGUUGGUGGCAAAGAGUUGCAAGUGCACUUCUCUUGGCUUUUCUUUCCUUUCCAUAGAUGGUACUUGUACUUCUAUGAGAGAAUCUUGGGCUCUUUAAUCAAUGACCCAACAUUUGGUUUGCCAUAUUGGAACUGGGACCAUCCAAAGGGUAUGCGUUUGCCUCCCAUGUUCGAUGUUCCAGGCUCUUCCCUUUAUGACGAGAAACGUAACCAAAGUCACCGCAACGGAACCAUAGUCGAUCUUGGUCAUUUCGGUGACGAGGUCCAAACAACUCAACUCCAAACGAUGACUAAUAACUUAACUCUAAUGUACCGUCAAAUGAUAACUAAUGCUCCAUGCCCGUUGCUGUUCUUUGGUCAGCCUUACCCUCUGGGAACUGAUCCAAGUCCAGGGAUGGGAACUAUUGAAAAUAUUCCUCAUACUCCUAUCCACAUCUGGACCGGUGACAACCCUAGGCAGCCACAUGGUGAGAAUAUGGGUAAUUUCUACUCUGCUGGUUUAGACCCGGUUUUCUAUUGCCACCAUGCCAAUGUGGACCGGAUGUGGUCCGAGUGGAAACAAACCGGAGGCAAAAGAAGGGAUCUGACACAAAAAGAUUGGUUGAACUCAGAGUUCUUUUUCUACGAUGAAAAUCGCAACCCUUUCCGUGUGAAAGUCCGAGACUGUUUGGACACUAAAAAGAUGGGGUAUGAUUACGCGCCAAUGCCCACCCCAUGGCGUAACUUUAAGCCAAUAAGAAAGACCACAACAGGGAAAGUGAAUACAGGUUCACUUCCACCAGCCAGCAAGGUAUUCCCACUCGCGAAGCUGGACAGAGCCAUUUCCUUUUCCAUCAAUAGGCCGGCUUCGUCAAGGACUUCACAGGAGAAAAAUGAACAGGAGGAGAUGCUGACAUUCAACAAGAUACAGUAUGAUGAUAGCAAAUAUAUAAGGUUCGAUGUGUUCCUUAACGUGGACAAGACUGUGAAUGCUGAUGAGCUUGACAAGUCAGAGUUCGCGGGGAGCUAUACUAGCUUGCCACAUGUUCAUGGAGAUAAUACGACUCAUGUUACGAGUGUUACUUUCCAGCUGGCCAUCACUGAACUGUUGGAGGACAAUGGCCUGGAAGAUGAAGACACUAUUGCGGUAACUCUGGUUCCAAAGAAAGGUGGCGAAGGUAUCUCCAUUGACAGUGCGGAGAUCAAGCUUGUGGAGUGUUAAGUCCUGGUGUGGUGGCUAUGGUGCCAAAAUUAAACUGCAGUGUGCGGUUUUGUUUUUAUUUCUGUUAAAAAUGUCAGCUAUCUUUCUAGUUGUUGCUAGAUCUGAAAUAAAAUAUUUGCCUCCAUGCAAAUUUCUGUCAUCAA
Molecule: messenger RNA, 1929 nt
Organism: Lycium barbarum (goji berry)
Lineage: Eukaryota; Viridiplantae; Streptophyta; Magnoliopsida; Solanales; Solanaceae
Product: catechol oxidase B, chloroplastic
Exons: 1
Coding region: 29-1786 (585 amino acids)
Biological process (GO): pigment biosynthetic process
Molecular function (GO): catechol oxidase activity
Source: RefSeq, a predicted model, not a curated record